Messenger RNA from Gamsiella multidivaricata, 1382 nucleotides. RefSeq names its product cupin-like domain-containing protein. The record is from RefSeq and is a predicted model, not a curated record. NCBI's taxonomy places the organism in Eukaryota, Fungi, Mortierellomycota, Mortierellomycetes, Mortierellales, Mortierellaceae. Bases 123 to 1355 code for a protein of 410 amino acids. Gene Ontology annotation, molecular function: 2-oxoglutarate-dependent dioxygenase activity. The transcript has 4 exons.
UUUUUUGUAAUGUUUGUUUUGUGUGGUGACUGCCGCCUUUAAACAGCAUUAUUACUGUUGCUCGUACCUUCGCUUCCAGAGCACGCAACAGAACCAGGACACUCAGCUACACAGAGAUCAGCAUGACAGGAUUAGGACCAGGAAGCAAAGUCAGAAAUGCAUCCGAGAUCAAGAUGCGAUUGGAGGAGGAGAUCUGCUCCUUGAUAUCCGAGGUCCAAGACUUCAACUUGUCAACGAUCGAGCGGAUAGAGCUUCCUACAGCUUUGGAAUUUCAUCGUUACGUUGCAGCCAACAGACCCGUCGUCAUCUCCCUCCCUGCCUCCUGCACGACCAUCCACGAACCCUCGUCCAGCCGCGCGGCACCAACAUCACAAGAGAAGCAAUGGGCCUGGCCAGCAUUCACAAAGUGGACCAACGAGUAUCUUUCCGACACAUUGGGCAACAAAGAAAUUACAGUAGCGUGCACACCCAACGGUUGGGCAGACGCGGUUGUCGAUGACAAGUACUUUGCGAUGCCCUGUGAGAAGAAGAUGACGUUUGAAAAAUUCUUGGAAGGGAUGCCCAUUCGGACACCAAAGAAGAGGGACGCUCAGUCUCAGGAUUCAUAUGAGGAUCUGGAGGCUCGCACUAGGUAUCUUGAGCUGGAGUCCAGGGAUCUCAACGGCGUGACAGAGACGACUGAUCCGUAUCAGGAAGUUCGCUACAUUCAAUUACAGAACGGAAACUUAAUGACAGAGUAUGAGGAGCUGUUGGAGGAUGUUCCCUCGGAGAUUCAGUUUGCGAGCGAGGCACUUGGCAAGAAACCAGAUGCUGUGAACUUUUGGUACGGCGACGAGCGGAGUACCACCUCCCUGCAUAAAGACCAUUAUGAAAACAUUUAUGGUGUUAUCACAGGAAGAAAGAUCUUUACAUUAAUCCCACCAACAGAGCAAUAUUGUCUACAUGAAAACCAUUAUAUCGCUGCGACCUAUGUCGACACUCAGGACUCAUCUUCAUCACCUUCGCAGCCAAGCUCACCAUCUUCACCACGGUAUAAACUAGAGCCCAUGGAACCUCUCACUUAUACGAAAUGGAUCGGACUGAACCCAUCGCAUGAGCCCAAGGAAGAGCUGUAUGAAAAAUUUCCACGCUUCCAUAUGUGCCAGCCCUUCCGUGUAGAGCUGAACCCAGGAGAGUUGCUCUACCUGCCAGCAAUGUGGUAUCACCAAGUGGAGCAGGAGCCUGACCACGAGGGCAAGUGCAUUGCGGUCAACUGGUGGUAUGAUAUGGGCUUUGAAGGCGAUCGCUUUGCGACAGCAACAUUCAUGUCGAACUUGGUUCAGCUCAUCGAUCAGAUAGAUGUCUCUUCUGAGUGAACGGCGCCAAUAAAGAUAUCGCAUUUC